ACUGCCCCCUUCUCCACAGCGACGGCUUAGCACCAACAUUCUGCGAUCUGAAUUGUUUUGCUCGAGGAACCGGAGAGGAGGAGAAGAUGGGUUGGGUCGGAGAAACCAUAGAUUCCGUGAAAUCCAUACAGAUCCGUCAGCUCCUCACCCAGGCGAUUAGUCUUGGCAUGAUCGUUACAUCUGCCUUGAUAAUAUGGAAGGCAUUGAUGUGUGUCACCGGCAGUGAAUCCCCUGUGGUUGUUGUUCUAUCUGGAAGCAUGGAACCUGGUUUUAAGAGGGGUGAUAUAUUGUUCUUGCACAUGAGCAAAGACCCCAUUCGAGCAGGCGAAAUUGUUGUUUUCAAUAUUGAUGGUCGUGAUAUUCCUAUUGUUCAUCGAGUUAUUAAGGUUCAUGAAAGGCAAGAUACCGGAGAAGUGGAUGUGCUAACCAAAGGUGAUAAUAAUUAUGGGGAUGACAGGCUUCUCUAUGCUGAAGGACAGCUUUGGCUUCAUCGCCACCAUAUAAUGGGCAGGGCUGUCGGGUUCUUGCCAUACGUUGGGUGGGUGACCAUUAUCAUGACAGAAAAGCCUAUUAUCAAGUAUAUUCUCAUUGGUGCAUUGGGUUUACUGGUUAUAACUUCCAAGGACUGACCACCAAGAUCAAAGCCAUGUCUUCCUGGGCUCUGCUUCUGCAACAACUCCUCCAUUAUGAGAAAUCCCCUUUUUAGCAAAUGUAGUCUGUUGACAAGAAUCAAGACAGGUUUUGUUAAUGCUUAAGCUAUGACUUCAAUUUAGAAUCAGAAGCAAAUGUUUUGUUUUAAUCCUUUUGGUUACCUCUUUUAUAAGUUUAUCAUCCAUUGCUGCUGUGCUCAAUUA
This is a messenger RNA of Tarenaya hassleriana, 854 nucleotides long. RefSeq names its product signal peptidase complex catalytic subunit SEC11A-like. The record is from RefSeq and is a predicted model, not a curated record. Gene Ontology annotation, cellular component: membrane; signal peptidase complex. The transcript is spliced from 8 exons. Gene Ontology annotation, molecular function: serine-type endopeptidase activity. Bases 87 to 629 code for a protein of 180 amino acids. Lineage: Eukaryota; Viridiplantae; Streptophyta; Magnoliopsida; Brassicales; Cleomaceae.